GAAAUAUUAUUUUAAAUAACGGAAGAUAUGAGUUCUCUUUUAAGACAUAAUGAAGGAGCAGGUAUUUAUAAUAAUAAUAAAAUAGCUGCUUCUCUACCUUUAGCUAAUAUACCCACUCCAUAAACUGUCGAUUAUGAUUGGGUUUUGGUUUCUGGGUUUAUAGUAAUUUUGACAUAAGUUGGAUUUGCCUUUAUAGGAGCAGGAUCAGUGAGAUAUAAGAAUUCAUAAUCAGUAGUAAUCAAAGUCUUCUUAGGAUUAUUUUUAACAGUGUUAAUCUGGUGGUUGGUAAUAAAUAAAAUUAAUAAAAUUUAAGUUUGGAUAUGGUUUUUCUUUUGGUGAUGAUUUCUAAACUAAAUUUAUGGGAGGAACAAAAUUAGGUGGAGCUAAAUGGGAAGUAACAGCUUAUGGUAAUGAUUAUACAAACUUUGGUAAAAUAUAUAAUUUAUUUGAAUUUUAGUUUUCAGAGCAUCAGGUGCUGCAGUAGGAACAGCUAUUUUAGCAGGAGCAGCAGCAGAAAGAAUGACAUUUUUAGGUUGGUCAAUCUUUACUCUUCUUUAUUCUGGUUUUAUUUAUGCAGGAUUAACACAUUGGACAUUAGCAGCAGGAUGGUAUUUUAAAUUUUAAAAUAUUUUAGGUUGAGUACUCUUGGAUAUAAAGAUUUUUCAGGUGCAGGUGUUAUUUUUUAUGCUGCAGGAGUAGCUGGAUUAAUAUUGACAGUGUUAUUGAAACCAAGAAGAGCUAGAUUUGAUAAUGGAUAAACUCUAGAUUUUAAUAGACAUUCUCCAUUGUAUAUAGGAUUUGGAUCAUUAUUAGUCUUUGCUGGAUGGUUAUUUUUUAAUGGAGGUGUAGUAAGUUAAGGAGCUAAAUCAUAAUACUUAUAAGGAUUAGUAGCUGUAAAUACAUUAAUUGGUGGAGCAACAGGAGGAUUCUUUAGUUUUGUAAUUAGAUAUUUCUAAUAUGGAACUUCAAAUUUAGCUGCUUUAUCUAGAGGAAUAAUUUGUGGUUUAGUAGCUGUAAGUGCAGCUGCUGAUGAUAUGAAACCAUGGACAGCAUUUCUUUAUGGUGCUAUUGCUGCAUUGAUUUAUAGUUUUUUAGCUAAAGUUAUGCCUGCUGCACAAAUUGAUGAUCCAGCUGAAGUUGUACCAGUUUAUUUUGUAAUUAUUUAUAAUUAUAUUAAAUUAGGGUUCAGGAUUAAUUGGUAUUAUAUUAUCAGCAUUAUUUGAUACUAAAGCUGGUGCAUUCUAUGGAUUUGGUGCUAAAUUAUUAGGUAAGUAAUUGUUAGGAUUAUUAAUCAUAUUUUCUUGGGUGACCUUCUUUACAUUAAUUAUACUUUUAGCCUUAAAAGGUUUUGGUAUCUUAAGAAUUGAUGUUGAAACUGAAAAUGCUGGUAUUGACAAAGCCUAAUGUAAAUAUAUUAUUAUAUUAAUUUUAGGUUUGGGUGAAGCUAUUGUAUUCGCUAAUCAAGUCGAUGAAGUUCCUCUUGUUUAAUAAACUGAAUUAGGAAAUCUUAGAUCAAGUUAAUUAGGAUCAGGAAUCAGAUCUGGAUUCAAAUGAAUCAAUUACAUAAAUUAUAAAUUAGAACAUUU
Messenger RNA from Paramecium sonneborni, 1586 nucleotides. NCBI's taxonomy places the organism in Eukaryota, Ciliophora, Oligohymenophorea, Peniculida, Parameciidae. The record is from the annotation of a GenBank genome assembly.